AUGCUUCCUAAAGGACUAACUUUUGAUAUUAUACACGAAUGUUCAGUGUCAAAAGCAAGAGCAGGUCUUCUUACACUAUCACAUGGAAGUGUUGAAACUCCCGUAUUUAUGCCAGUUGGCACACAAGCAACAUUAAAAGGUAUCACACCUCAACAACUAGGACAUCUUGGUUGUCGACUUAUGCUUAACAAUACAUACCAUCUCGGUCUUCGUCCAGGACAAUCGGUUCUUGAUAUGAUAGGUGGAGCUCACGUAUUUCAAGGAUGGCCUCAUAAUCUAUUAACAGAUAGCGGAGGUUUUCAAAUGGUUUCCCUUUUAAAACUAUCUCGAGUUACAGAAGAAGGAGUUGAAUUCCAUAGUCCUCAUGAUGGAUCUGUUAUGCUUCUUACACCAGAACAUUCUAUUUCUUUACAAAAUAGUAUUGGUUCAGAUAUCAUAAUGCAGUUGGACGACGUUGUUCAUUCUCUUAGCCCUUUAGAAAGAGUGAAAGAAGCAAUGUGGAGAACUAUACGCUGGCUCGAUCGUUGUAUUGCAGCAAAUAAAUAUCCAGAAAAACAAAGUCUUUAUGGAAUUGUCCAAGGAGGGCUUGAUGAAGAAUUAAGGACAACAUCUUGCUUAGAAAUUAUAAAAAGAGAAACACCUGGAAUAGCUAUAGGCGGACUAAGCGGUGGCGAAGAAAAAUCUCAAAUGUAUAAAAUUGUUUCAAUCUGUACAAAUUUAUUACCUUCCAACAAACCAAGAUAUCUAAUGGGAGUUGGCUACACAGAAGAUCUCAUUGUUAAUGUCGCACUAGGAAUUGAUCAAUUUGAUUGUGUAUAUCCUACACGAACAGCACGUUUUGGUAAUGCACUUACACCAUACGGUGUUUUAAAUCUUCGUAAUAAAUGUUUCGCAAACGAUUAUAAUCCUAUCGAUAGAGAUUGUAAAUGUCCUUGUUGUAAAUCCGAUGAAUGGGGAAUAACAAGAGCGUAUAUUCACCAUAUUGUAUGCAAAGAAACAGUUUUUGCUCAUCUACUAACGAUUCACAAUGUUCACUAUCAAUUAAACUUAAUGAAGGAAAUAAGAAAUGCAAUUAUUCAUGACCAAUUCCCUACUUUUGUCAAAAAAGCGUUCAAUCGUUUAUAUUCUAAAAGAAAAAAGGAUUACCCCAAAUGGGCGAUUGAUUCUUUAAAUACUGUAAAUAUAAACUUACUAGAGUAA
Messenger RNA from Pneumocystis jirovecii RU7, 1200 nucleotides. Its product is annotated as queuine tRNA-ribosyltransferase. Gene Ontology annotation, molecular function: tRNA-guanosine(34) queuine transglycosylase activity. The record is from RefSeq and is a predicted model, not a curated record. Gene Ontology annotation, cellular component: cytosol. The transcript has 7 exons. Bases 1 to 1200 code for a protein of 399 amino acids. NCBI's taxonomy places the organism in Eukaryota, Fungi, Ascomycota, Pneumocystomycetes, Pneumocystales, Pneumocystaceae.